AUGCUGAUCACGCUGUGCUACCUGUACCUCUGGGCGCGCUGGGGGGCCGGCUGGGCCGGGCUCAUCCGACGCACUGUGCGCCGCCUGCACCGCGCGCGUUGCGCCUUCGUUUUCGGUUGUUGCGGCUGCAGCGGCGGCGCGGGCUGCCCCCCUCAUCAGCGGCAGCGGCGGCGCAGGCAGGGGUCGCCCGGGCGGGGCGAGGAGCCCGUCUGCCUCCGGCUGGGGGACAAGGUCUUCUUCACUGAGGAGACCCCGCAGUCCCUGGAUGACUUAAACAAAUGGACUCUACUUCUCAUAUCUCCUUUUAUUUAUUCUGAUAAAAUACUUGAUGCAGAACAUAUAGCAUUUGUGACUGAAAGUGUUUCUGCCCAGGCAGAUGAUUUACAGACUAUAUCUAGCUCUUCAAAAAAGGUUGUAAAGUGGUCAGACUGUUGUUCACCGUUGGCCUAUAAACCUGGAGACCCUUAUAAACUAAUUGCUGAAGCAAGUGUGGAUAACUUCAGUAACCUUGGAAUAGCAUUCAUGGAAGACAGACUGCAGAUGGAUAAUGGAAUGGUGCCACGGAAGAUUGUUUCUGUCCAUUUACAGGAAUCUGCUCUAAAGGAGCUAGAGCGGAUGGUUGUACCUACCGAAGAGAAGAAUAGCACUAAUAGUGCACACAUGGAUGAAUUGACCCCUGCUCCUCCAUUUGAAGCUGCAACUAAACAAGUAUCAGUGUCAGCUGAUUCUACAGGAGGAAUGGACCAGGAGGUGAGAGAAGAGAAAUCCAGACUGGAGAAAAGAAGUGAGCCUCAUGAUGAGCCUAACAGCCUAUCUGAAAGAGAGACAAGUACUGGUAAACAUCAUCACCUGCACCUUUCCAGCUGCCAUGAAUGCUUUGAACUUGAAAACAGCACCAUUGAGUCAGUCAGAUAUGCUUCAUCAGAAAACAUUCCAGAACUUCCUGAUGAUUGCAGUGCUAACAUGGAAGAAGUUACUGAUGACUGUCUGGCAAGAGAACUAACAAGGAUAAACCUCACUGGGAAGCCUCCCAAUGUCUUAAUUUAUGUGGGCUCUGACCCUAAGAAAAUCAAAUUUGAGAAGAUAAAAUCAGUGCUCAAGGAGUGCAUUGAUACAGACAGCUACACCAUCUACCAGCUGGUUGAGGAACAAGUUCUGAAAGCUCCCUGGCUUGAUAACUCGUUGUUGUUGGUUAUUGCCACAGAGGAACCCAUUUCGAAGGACAAUCACAAACAGUUCCUGACCUACUUGUCAAAAGGUGGUAAGAUUUUAGGGCUCUCUGCCUCUUUUACAUUUGGCAGUAUACAGAUGAGGAGCAAAAGUGAACUGAAGAAGACCAUCCAAGAAUUAGUGUUUUAUAAAGCAGAUAACAGUGAAAUUAAAUUAAACCUUCUGACUAGUGGCAGUGUUUUUGAGCAAAAGGUUAAAGAAAAUCUCAGCCCAGUGAAGUCGUUGAGUCACUUAAAUAAUGCAGAUAAAGAUAUGAUUGUUGUUCACCUGCCAUAUGGAGAUCAUGGAGAAGCCAUUCUGUGUCAGGUAUACUUGGAGAUGGAUAUUGCCUCUCUGACUACACAAACCCAAGAAGAGUUUAAUUUACUAAAAGUGAACAAUGCCAAGAGAUAUGAAGUUCUUAAGGAGAUCCUGACGUUACUUGGACUGAGUUGUGAAUUAAGUGAAGUUCCUUCACUAACUCCUAUUUAUUUGCUCUCUGCUGAUGAGAAAAAUCAUAUUUCUUUUCUGAAAUGGCUUGAAAAAAAAGUAGAUGUUGAAGGAUUAAUAAAAUCCAGCAAGAUGACCCUUAAAUUUGUCUCAUCUUACAAGCCAGAGAUGGAGAUAACACAAUCUUUCAUACCAGUCGUCACUGGGGGAGGCUUCUCAUCUGAACACUUCAGCCUGCAGACAUAUCAACACAAUCUGCAAACAAAGAAGCUUGGGAAGAUUGUUCUGUUUGCUGAAGUCACAUCAACAACAAUGAAUUUUCUUGAUGGGUAAGGUGCUGGUGUAGAUCAUCUCAGAUAAACAUUUUGAAUUGUGAUUCAUGUAUAAUGAAAUACGCUAACCAUACGAUGUUUAGCAUGAAAUUGAAAACUUUUCUCUUUGACUUAGCUUUUGCUCAAUAACCUCUAUAUACACACAAUCUAUUUCUCCUAUUGAUUGAGAAGUAAGAAGGAAAGAGACUGUUUAUUUGUAAACACUUAGGAAAUGCUCGAUUCUAUGGUAAUGGAGGCUUUACAAGUAUUUAGAUGUCUUUGAGAAGGAGAACUUAGUGCACCAAUUACUUUCUUAAUAAUAGGACUUAACCAUUAUUUCUCCUGUUGCAAAAUGUUAAUAUUUGUAAUGUUUUGUGAAGGCAUUACAUAAACAGAU
Molecule: messenger RNA, 2367 nt
Organism: Chelonoidis abingdonii (Abingdon island giant tortoise)
Lineage: Eukaryota; Metazoa; Chordata; Testudines; Testudinidae
Source: RefSeq, a predicted model, not a curated record